CAUAUUUUAUUAGUGACAGGUUUAAAAGCCUCCGUUAUUGUGGGAAACAACAGAAACCACUUGAUCUCGUUAAGCAACUGGUUAGCACCUGUGGCUAAAGGCGUUUAUUCUCUCUGGAAGCGCUGUUGGCGUGCAUCUGUGGAUGGCUGGGCUGCAAGUACAUUUCAUUCACGAUGUGAUGGCAAGGGACCGACUGUAACAAUAAUAAGGGUUGGAAAAUAUAUUUUCGGAGGAUACAUCAGUAUUUCAUGGGGUAAGUUAACAUUACAAAAAGAGAUUAUUUUACUACUAACGGCUACUAGCUUUAGUUUAAGACUUAAAAUUUGAUCCCGAUCGUUACAGUUAUUUACCUCCGUCAAAACUACCAAUUCCUAAAAUAAUGAUUGUAAUGGUCUGUAAGACUGAAAUUACAGAACAUUUCUGUACCAAUAGUUUUCACUUUUGAAACAAAGCGAUCGAACAUGCUCCAUCAACUAGUUUGAUAAGAAAGCCUUUUUUUAAAACUAGAGUUUAAGAGUUUUCAAACAAAAACUACAAUCUUUAUAGCAAAAAAGGGUGUAAUUGGCGUCUAACUGAAAUUACCAUUAGUAGAACGUCCGUUGUGUUUAGUUAAAGAUAAUGAAUGAUGUAAAGAUAUUUUCUGGAAGGAAAAAUUUCGAUUAAUCUACACGAAAUUUUUCAAUUAAAAUAAUGAUCGAAAAUAUUUCCGUUUAUAGACUUGAUAGGUUUGCUCUGACCGUUAAUUAUUUAGUUUUGUUUGCUUGUUGGUUUGUUUGUUUUUUGCAUUUGAUUUUGGUUUUAGUACUAGUUUUGGUACUAGUCUUGUCCUAUUAACAACUACAAAGUAAAAUAAAUAACACAUAUCAGACUCUUAUUUGUUUCAAAUUAGGAAACUUGUUUCCAGGUUUGUCUUCAGUGUCAAUGCACUUGACGGGUGGUUUAAUUUCUAAAGUGAGUAUCAGAACAAACGGCGCUAAUUACACUUGGUUGCAUCGUUAAUUUCUCUCUGAUAGCUUCCAGCGGUGGCGCGCAGUACGACUCCAAAGCAUUUUUGUUUUCACUGGUGAACAAACCAGGAUGGGCACCUGUUAAACUGCCUCAGACAGGGAAAUAUAGUUCAAGAAGAUAUUCAAUAUACCGUGGCUCAUCUGAUGGCCCUACAUUUGGAGUAGGACAUGACAUUUACAUUUCCAACUACGCGUCAUCCAAUAGCGUUUCUCUCAGCGACCUUGGCGGUACUUACGGCCCACCGAGCAGGUACAGCUACCGAAGCACCUUCGCCCGAACAUUCCUGGCAGGAUCGUAA
Molecule: messenger RNA, 1306 nt
Organism: Porites evermanni
Lineage: Eukaryota; Metazoa; Cnidaria; Anthozoa; Scleractinia; Poritidae
Source: the annotation of a GenBank genome assembly